This is a messenger RNA of Penaeus chinensis, 3913 nucleotides long. RefSeq lists its product as uncharacterized. Lineage: Eukaryota; Metazoa; Arthropoda; Malacostraca; Decapoda; Penaeidae. The record is from RefSeq and is a predicted model, not a curated record. The transcript has 5 exons. Gene Ontology annotation, molecular function: metal ion binding. Bases 1051 to 3612 code for a protein of 853 amino acids.
UUAUUUAUCUUCCUUAUUUCUAAUGGACGAGCUAAUCUCACCCCUUCAUUACCCCACAGUCGCAUUUUUAAUUAGCCUGGACGCCUCCGAAGCGAAAAUAUCGCCGAAUUUCGCCUCGUGAAGACCGAGAAUCGCGAGAGAAUAGCGGGCGGCGUCGGAGGAGCGGGAGCGGGGAAGACCUCGGCCUUUAUCGCGCUGCAAAAUAUCGCUGUGUUUGUUUGUCAGUGUUUGUUUGUGUUUGUCUGGCUCCUGGGUGUUGGUAGUGUGCCGGACUCGAGCAUCGGUGCUGUUGUUUCCGCAAAAUGACAUGGAGGGGGAGUGAAUAAUUGAAAAAAAGCCUAAAUCGAGUCGCAACAUUUCAAGCGCAAUUUGACGCCUUUUCUCUCAUCUUCACAAAAACACUUCUUAUUCAAGUUUUUUAUCGCUCAUUACCGUCUUUGUGUUCUCUGACACAGUCCUACAUAUCGGGGACGUAGAAUUCGCCCAUCGAUUUCUGACUAAUUUGCGUCUUUUGGGAUUAACCUGUUGAUGUGUGAUUUAUUAACUUAUUAUUCUUAAAUUCUUGGGAGUUUACGGAAUGUUGUCGAAUAUUACUGAAGGUUUCGGAAUAUUGAUAAGGAAGUUUAUCAAUGGUUCUCUUUUUUUCUUAUUAAGAUUAUACUUUCAUUGUGUUUUCUAUGACCAGAAACCAAGCAGCUCAUAGCAAAUAGUAGGCCUACGUGAGAGCCCUUUCCCCCCCAUAAACCUAUGCAGUAUUGUGCAGUAUUACUUAGAUAAGUAAUCAUACUUACAAGUCUUUUGACUGCUCUUCAUUUUCCUCUUUUGUUGUACAUUUACACAAUACUGUGGUAAUGCACAAUUGAGACUUCUUUUCUUUUUUUUUCCCCGUUAUUUACUGUAAAAUCCUUACUGUUGUAAAGUUCGUCAUAAUGUGUGAUUUGAAAACAAGUUUUACGCUGUGUAUAAUUAGCAUUGUUGAAAAUAUGUCUGUGUGAAAAUAUUUAUACAAGGAAACUGGUGCAAUGAAAGGAGCAAAUCCUCAUACACAUCAUGGCCAGUAAGCAAGUGCAUAAAGUGGCGGAGCAGAAGAAGGCACCUGUAUCCGCAAAUGCAGCAAAGACAUCAAAAGAUGUGAAAAAAGAUGAAAAAGAUUUGAAAAUGGAUGUAAAGCAGCCUAGCAAAGCAGUAAAGGAGUUGCCCAAGGACUCCAAAGACCCAAAGAAGAUGGAGAAAGACGCAAAACAGAGCGAGUCUGUUCAGUGUCGCAGUGUGCAUGGGCGUGGCAGGCCGGAAGAGCGCAACAGAAGCAGGGAGCGAGGACGUCACAGCCGGGAUGAUAGGACUAAUCAGCGGGGGCAGGAGAAGGAGGUAUGCCGCAACUUCCUUCAUGGCCGCUGUGAUCGUGGAGUUCUGUGUAAGUUUUCGCACCCUAGAUCCAACAGCCGCGGACGCUCCACAGAUUCUGGCCGGCAGCGGAGCCCAGUGCUUGCAUCGGGACGCAAUGACAACACAGACAGGGUUGUGUGCCGUGACUUUGUGCGGAACAUGUGCAAACGUGGAGACGAAUGUCGUUUUUACCAUCCUCCUAAUCCAGAAAAUAAAAGACAACGUAGUUCCUGGCUCACCUUCUGCCAUGACUUCCAAAAUGGGCACUGUUCUCGCUCAGACUGCAGAUUCUUCCACAUCACAAAGCAAGAUGAAGACAACUACAGAGCUUCAGGGGAAAUCUCUCCCCAUGUGGUGGACCAAGCUGUCCGUAAAGCUCUCUUCCUCGAUGUGGCACUUACUGGAACAAGACCCACAUGCAAGGAAUUCCUGAAGGGCGUCUGUAACAUGCAGAAUUGCCGGUUCCGUCACCUGAGUCGGAGAGAGUAUGAGGAUGAGGUAUUCCAUUCUCUUCAGGAUGAGUUUGAGAUUGUUCUUGGUCCACCCGAGAGACCGCAGUCACCAGGUAUGAAUAUGUUCAGGUCCUUCAGUGGUUAUCAAGACACCCCAAAGUACGGUGCCUCACCCGUCAACUUCCGUGAUGAGAUGGUGGGAGGAGAAGACCUUCGCACAACACUCUUGGCCCGCACAGAAUUUGAGCCAGAAACCAAGAGGAUGAGACAUUAUUCAGAUGAGCCCAUGUUCUCACAGCAAGAGGACUAUAGCAACAACCAAAGAAGAUGGGACGAGAGGAUGGACUAUGACCGUCAGGAUUUCAGCUCUUAUGACACAGAGCGCCUCAUGCAGGAAAUUUUCAACCUCAGGAAUGAUAACUUGGAACUAAAAAGGAGCUCUCAGCAACAAAUCAUGGAACUGAGGGAAGAACUCAAUGCAAUUGCACAAGAAAACACAAACUUUCGCCUGGAAAACUCCAGCCUCCGUUCAAAUCCGUCUAUGAAUGCAAACCAGAAAUCAGCUAUAGAUAAACUUAUUGCAACCAACAACACAUUUAUGCUGGAUAAUAGAAAAUUCCAGGAGACAGUACGCAAGUUAGAGCGAGAGAACAGUGACAUGCGGAAGUCCCUUGAGUCAAAGCAAAAAGCCAAGAAUUCUGAACUUGACCGCAAGGUUGAAAAUCUUGAUAAAGAGAAUCGAGAGAUUAGAGAGUCUCUUGCAAGGACAACUUCAGCCCUAAAGAAAGUCCAGGAAGAGAAGGCCAAAGUGGAGCAGCACUUGGAGGAAUUACGGGCAAAGCUGCGGGAGUUUGAGUCGAGGGCACAGAGGAAGGAUGAGCAUUACCAUAAUAGCCAAGGAUCAAGCCGCAGGGAUGACUACCCAGCAGACCAAAUGAACAAAAUUAGAGGGUCACAUGUGCAAGGACUUGAUCGCCGAAGCAACGACUCUGGCUUCUAUGGCCAGGACAUAAAGGAUCAGGACAUGCGUAGCAUUGGCUCUCGUGGACAAGACAGAUAUGAGCCAGAAGUGCAGCGCACAAAUAGCAGGGGUCAGUACAAUCAGGGGCAUAGUAUGAGAGGACCAGAUCUCCACAGCAUUGAGAUGCGUGGGCAAGAGGCAAGAAACUCAGACAUGAGAGUUCCAAAUAUUCGUGGAAAUGAUAUUCGUGAGAAUGAUCUGCGCGGGAAUGAUGUGCGUGGAAAUAACAUGCGGGGGAAUGAUACCCGUGGCCAAGAGAUGGACCGGUCAAGGCAAGGAUGGUCAUCGUCCAACAACUCAUCCCAGCAGCCUAUGUGGUCGGGUAGCAAGGAUGUUCUCCCCGUGCCAUCAGGGGAUGGGCCCAACAGGACUGCUAGUCUUCUUGGUGAAUAUCAGCCAAUGAAUGAACGUUUCAGACCACAGUCCUACCCACCUGCAUCCACUACAUCCAAAGGACAAGGCCUGCUGAGGACUCCUGCAGAUUUUCCAGGAUACAACAAUCAAAACAUGUCCCAGGGUCUCCUAGAUACACCCAGCGAUCACCACAAAACAGAGUCCCAGUUUUCUUCACAGCGGUUUGAGGACAGGGAGUACCGGUUAGGCUUCAACAGUGAGACCAAUAACAACCCCUAUGGAAUGGAAAUGCGGCGUCCCAAUACAUCUCAGACAUGGCAAGAGGGAGGCGAUUCCAUGAAGGGGAGAGGCAUGGGGCAAAGCUGGGGACGGAGAGGAAACACGAAUCAGAAUUUCUAGUUUCCCCAUAUGUUUAUGCAAACUUGUUAUGAAUAUAACAUUAAUUUUGUUUUGUUUUUGAAAACAAAAAAAAAAGAAUGAUUUAUUUUAUUUAUCUUUGUCCACUUGUUUAAUGCACAACCUUUUUUGUUUUUUGAGGUUAGAAGGUAUAGAUUUGCUCUAGAAAUUCAAGUUCUGUGUGUCAUUUAUUAUGUAAUAUAAUAUUUGAAAUUUGAUUUUCACAAAUUCUGUAAGCAGUUUGGUCCAGCAGUUCUCACUGCUUUGUACAAUGUAAUGGAAUGAUAUUUUGGAAUUAUGAUAA